Molecule: messenger RNA, 471 nt
Organism: Ipomoea nil (Japanese morning glory)
Lineage: Eukaryota; Viridiplantae; Streptophyta; Magnoliopsida; Solanales; Convolvulaceae
Exons: 2
Coding region: 1-471 (156 amino acids)
Molecular function (GO): catalytic activity
Source: RefSeq, a predicted model, not a curated record
AUGGAGCAGGGCGCCCAGGUUACGUGGGAUCUCUUACGGCAGCUCAAGGGUAAUUCAUCUCUCCCUUGGAUUGUCGUGGGAGACUUCAACGAUAUCGCUUGUCUGUCAGAAAAGAGAGGGGCCCAUAGCCAUCCAUCGGCGCUUAUCGAAGGUUUUAAUGAUGUGUUGGGGGAAUGCUGUCUGGUUGAUAUGGGAAUGACAGGGGGCCGUUUCACGUGGGUGAGCGGCCGGGGAACGGAUGCGUGGGUGGAAGAAAGGUUGGACAGGGCAGUGGCUACGGUGGAGUGGUUAGAGAUGUAUGACGAGGCAGAGGUUAGAAAUAUUUAUACUAAUUCUUCCGAUCACUUUGCUAUUCUGGUUGACCUCCAUACUGAACCCGUACGGACAGCUUUGCGGAAGUUCAGGUUCGAGUCGGCGUGGCUCUUACAGCCCAGUUGUGCGAAAGUGGUGAAUGAUGCAUGGCUUUUGUAA